This is a messenger RNA of Lichtheimia ornata, 375 nucleotides long. RefSeq lists its product as uncharacterized. Lineage: Eukaryota; Fungi; Mucoromycota; Mucoromycetes; Mucorales; Lichtheimiaceae. The coding region runs from base 1 to 375 and encodes 124 amino acids. The record is from RefSeq and is a predicted model, not a curated record. The transcript has a single exon.
AUGGCAAUUGCAAUUUCACAACUUCGAGGAGCAUUCGCACUGAAUCAUUUUAAGCCUCGUAAAGCAACAUCACCAUCACCAUCAUCCAAGAGGAAAAAGUCAUUGACGGUGACCAUCAGCAAAGAACCUCCAGUGAUCCAUUGUAUUGAACAAGACAAACUUGAAUGUACAUUUGAAUGUAUCUUUGAUCCUUUGGUGCGGCAUGAUGAUGAAUCUGAUCACCCGGAUCUGUGCAAGAGCAAACCUUCCUGUAAACCAUGGCAGAAACCACCCUACAAGAACGAUCAUCCUAGCAAUAUUGCCAACGUCCUGAGGCGUCUAUGGGUGCAUCCAAAGAUCAAAGACAGCAAUCAGGCUUCAAAAAGCUCAAAGUAG